Molecule: messenger RNA, 4753 nt
Organism: Peromyscus californicus insignis
Lineage: Eukaryota; Metazoa; Chordata; Mammalia; Rodentia; Cricetidae
Gene: Whamm
Product: WASP homolog associated with actin, golgi membranes and microtubules
Exons: 10
Coding region: 1952-4360 (802 amino acids)
Biological process (GO): Arp2/3 complex-mediated actin nucleation; endoplasmic reticulum to Golgi vesicle-mediated transport
Cellular component (GO): endoplasmic reticulum-Golgi intermediate compartment membrane; cytoplasm
Molecular function (GO): actin binding; Arp2/3 complex binding
Source: RefSeq, a predicted model, not a curated record
GAUUAUGGGGACUUCUGAAGUUAGCAAGCUGAAGACCAAGGAGGGCUGAUGGUGUGGCGAAGGGCAACAGAUCAGACACCAGGAGGACGAAGCUUCCAGUUUGAAUCUGAAGGAAGCUCAAAACCUGGCAUCCAGCAUCAAGGCUCUAUACAGAGCCCAAAUGGACAAAGACUCCCCGCAUGAAAAAAACCAGCAUUUUAAAAAAAGAGGCGUGGCUUGGUUGACGCUUAUCCCCAGGUCCUUCCCAACAGGUUGUGCUAUGAAAAGGAGUAAAUUACUCGUGCUGGAGGGUGCAGCUUCAUCAUCAAAGAUAAUUAACUCUUUUGCGGGGAUGUGACCUACUUUUUUUAUUUUUCAGGACAGGGUUUCUCGGUGUAGCUUUGGAGCCUGUCCUGGAACUCGUUCUGUAGACCAGGCUGGCCUCGAACUCACAGAGAUCCGCCUGCCUCUGCCUCCUGAGUGCUGGGAUCAAAGGCAUGGGCCACCGCUGCCCAGCUGUGUGACCUACUCUUUAAGGAUUACUGUUGCUUGUAUAAUAAAGGUGUUUAUGGGUCUGUUCUUGGAAUCUAAGGUGACUGUAGGUUUAGGAUCAGGCAUCUUUAGGGGUCUUGUACGGCCCACGUUAGGAAAUGCUUUUUAGCAAAAGCACAUUUUUCAGGCUUGUUAUAAAUAUCAAGGUAUUUUCCCCUUGCCCACCUCCUCAAUAUACCAACAACACAGCGGAGGCUCAGUAAAAGCUUUGCAAACUUGGCAAAAAAAAUAUGUCUGCGAUUCAGUCCUUAACACCUGGAAGCUCUCAAUAACUACUGAGUUCAAACAAAAAUGUGAUCUUACCAGUAUGUUUGUGGCGGAAGCCACAUACUUAAUAGGGUCCUGAUAAGGGAAAUUGUCAUUUUAAUGUAGAGAAAUAAGAUGGGGCCUGGAGAGAUGGCUCAGAGACUAAGAGCACUUAACUGCUUUUAGAGAAGACCUGAAGUUCCUACAUUAGGCAGGCGGUGCACAGUUCACAGCUUCAUAAACUUAUCCGGCUUGCAGGUGGCGGUGGCGCAUGCCUUUAAUCCCAGCACUCCGGAGGCAGAGCCAGGCGGAUCUCUGUGAGUUCAAGGACAGCUUGGUCUACGAGAUCCAUCCAGGACAGGCACCAAAACUACACAAAGAAACCCUGUCUCGAAAAACAAACAAACAAACAAACAAACAACAUCUUAUCUGGUUCUAAGGGAUUAGACGCCCUCUUCUGGGACCUGUACUCAGGAACAAUGUUGUUCUGCUCCCCCCCCCCCCCCCACCAAGGUUAAAGAUAAAAUCUUUGCCGAGCAUGGUGGUGUACUGUGGGGGCCCACAGAAGCUCCCUAGUAAGGCCUUACUCAAGGUCAGAGAAUCUGAGCUUGCUUUACCCAGCAGGGCUGCAUAAUAGGAUGGUUUGGCCAGGGGCGUGUCUGCCAGGUACUUUGAAAAGUUUACACUUGGCUGUACGUUGUACUUUGAUCUUGAAAGGGGGAGGUCUUUUGACUCUCUCCCCUUGGUAGUGUAUAAAAAGCCCAUUAGAAUAAAACUCCGGGCGACUGGGUAUUAACCCAGGGCUCUCCGGAAGCUAUGCUGUUGUCUCCGUCUGUAUUUCUAUCUAAUACUUCCUCAUUCCUCUCUCCUCUCCUAAAGAACCCUUCGACAGGUCGGAGCUGCUCUCCUACAGUGUGCCCCUUUAAUUCCAGCACUCACGAGAUAGAGGCAGGUGGAUCUCUAAUAGUUCAAGGCUGGCGUGGUUUACUUAGUGAGUUAAAACGGUUAGCUAGGGCUGUAAAAAGGGAGACCCCUCCUCCCGUCCCGCCUCCUCCAAAAGACUUUUCAUUGGCUCUCAUUUAAUCAACUCUGGACAGCCUCCCCCAGACAGCCAAUCAGAAGGAAGGGGGCGGGAACUGCUGCGCAGCUGACCGGCAGUAGCGGCUCGCGAAAAAUGUCCCGGCCCGGCGGGGUCUGGGGGUGCGCGGCGGCCAUGGACUGCGAGCAGCCGGACAGCUUGGAAGGCUGGGUGCCGCUGCGCGAGGACCUCUUCCGGGAGCCCGAGCGACACCAGCUGCGCUUCCUGGUGGCCUGGAACGCCGAGGAGGGCCAGUUCGCCGUCACCUGUCACGACCGCACGGCGCAGCGGAGGCGCGGGCCGCCGGACGGCGGCGGCGGGGGGUGCAGCUGGGCCGGGCUGCUGUCGGCCGCCGGGUUCCGGGGCGCGCACCGGCAGCUGGCGGCGCUGUGGCCGGCCCUGGAGCGCUGCUUCCCGCCGCUGCCGCCCGAGGUGGAGGCGGCGGGCGGCCGCGGCUGGGGCCUGGGGCGCGGGCUGUGGGCGCUCAUGUGGCCGGCGCCCGCGGAACCCGGCGACGCGGCGCUGCAGGAGCUGUGCCGCCAGCUGGAGCGCUACCUGGGCCAGGCGGCCGAGGGCUGCGGCGGCGCCACCGUGCGCGACGUGCUCUUCCCGGCCCCGGGCGACCCGGCGGACUGCGAGGGCCUGCGCGAGUUCCGGGAGAAGACGCUCCGCGCGCGGCUGGACGGGGCGGCCGCACGGCUGCGCCAGGUUCUUCAAGAUCACAGAAAAGCCAACACCAUGGUAGCAUUAAUGAAAGUUUAUCAAGAGGAAGAUGAAGCAUAUCAAGAAUUAGUUACCACGGCAACCAUGUUCUUCCAGUAUUUACUGCAGCCAUUUAGAGAUAUGCGAGAAGUUGCGACCUCAUGUAAGCUUGAUAUUCUGAAGUCCCUGAAUGAGGAUGACCUGGGUCCUAAAAGGGUAGUUUCUCUACAGAAGGAAGUCAAUGAAUGGACCAGACGGGCUGAAGAAGCAGCGGUCUCUAUUCAAGAUAUCACUGUGAAUUAUUUUAGGGAAACAGUCACAGCAUUAACAGGAAUGCAGAAACAGAUGGAGCAGGACCGGAAGAGAUUUGGCCAGGCUGCCUGGGCCACAGCCAUGCCCAGGCUAGAGAGUCUCCAGCUCAUGUUAGCUCGGGAGACUCUGCAGCUUAUGCGAGCCAAAGAGCUGUGUCUGAAGCACAGGUGCGCUGAAAUCCAGAGGAAGAUGGAGGAUCUCCCAGGCCAAGGGAAGAGCACAGACGUCGUCGAUGAGCUAGAGAUUCAGUAUUAUGAGAUUCAGUUGGAGUUGUACGAGGUUAAACUUGAGAUCCUGAGGAGUGAAGAGAUGAUCCUUGUCACACAGUUGGACUCUGUGAAGAGACUUAUAAAAGAGAAACAGGAUGAAGUGGUCUACUACGACCCGUGUGAAAGCCCAGAGGAGCUGAAGGGCCUGGCCCACGACCCAGAGCUGCAGCACGGUGAGAGUGGAGAGCUGAGAUUACUCAGCCAGCAGCGGCAGCAGCUGGAGGCUCAGCGGGGCCGCAUCUGUGCCAGGAGGGCCCAGCUCAGGAGCAGGAGGGAUCACUGCCGAGAAAAUCAUCAGCUCAGACUGCAGCAGGCUAAAGAGAGCGUGAGACAUUUUCACCAGCACCACAAUAUUCAGAUGAAAAGAGACAAAAUAAAAGAAGAGGAACAAAAGAAAAAAGAAUGGAUAAACCAUGAACGUCAAAAAACACUUGAGCGACUAAGAGCUUAUAGGGAGAAGCGUCCAGCUCCUCCGUCUGCACUGAGAACAGCUUGCUCAGAAACCAUGGUGCCAAACCUCUCAGGUGGACGCUCUCCCAGGAGGUCCUCAGCAGCUCAUCACAAGAUAGCUCACCCUGCCUCUAGCAAAAUUGGAAGUGUUACUCCUUUACCUGAAGCUAAUAUGAAAACCCCUGAGCCUCAAGACUCCUCUGGCGGUAUUCCUGUCCAGAUUUUUGUUCCAGUUGGUGACCAGACACCCUCCCGAUUCAGUGAGGAUCUGUCACUACCGCCACAGCCACCACCCCCUCCUCCCCCACCACCCCCUCCUCCACCCCCACCACUUCCUCUCCCAGCUCUGUCCUCUUCUCAAGCUACUACUCGUCAGAAUUUAGGACUCAGGACUUCAGCAACAGAGGACCAGCCACUCUCUCUAGUGUGUGAGGCAUCUGCUGAAAGACCAUGUGUUCGUCUAGGAGACUUCCAGUGUCCAGGCUCUAUGGAUGAAGUGCUGGCCUCUCUCCGGCAGGGCAGGGCCUCUCUCCGGAAAGUCGAAGCACCUACCUUGCCCCCUCCCCGCACCUCAGUCAAUGAACAGGUCCUGGCUGCCAUCAGGCAGGGGGUGCAGCUGAAGAAAGUCCACCCAGAUGCAACUGUAGAGCCCAGCAAGAAGCGAACCAGCGACCUGGAGAGGAGCAUCAGGGCAGCCUUGGAAAGAAUUAAGAGAGUGUCUGCUGACUCAGAGGACAGUGAUGAGCAGAGUCCUGGCGAGUGGGACCACUAGGGUCUCCCGGUGACAGAGGCAGAAUGACCCAUAAACCUUAGACCAGCAAGGCUUCCCUGGGACUACUGCUUUGAUGUGGCCUUAACACGUGGAGAGCGGUGGAGGCGGGGUGACUGUCACAACCCACAGGUGGGUGGGCUGGCCAUGGGAACAGAACUGUGUCUACGCUCGAGGCAUUGUCUGACCUGGAGGUGCAACCCUGUGGUAUACAUUAAACAGUGUGCUUCCAUGUGUGUGAACACUGGUUCCACAGACUUAAAGGCUCAAAUGUGAACAUGAUUUUAGCAGUAAUCAGAAGAAAUUGCAUAUAUUCCAGAAUUACUUUAAAUAUUUAAAUAAAGUUUAUUUUGUGUAUCAGCACUACAGAAACUCAUAAUAAACACUAUUAUAAUA